GACGGUUCUUCAAAUUUCAUACUUCUUGGUAUCUCUCUCAACCCAACAAAAUGCUUUCUUUGUGCUUAAUAAAAUAUUUCGAGGCAUGGAUCAUAGAAUAUAAUUACAUCCUUUUAAUGUAAACAAUUGGGUCUACUUAUGAAUCCUAAGACUUAGCUUUACCUAUAUUAUAAAAAAAAUGGAACUAAGAUAGAUCUCUCUUCCUCCCUCUCUCCCCCUUUCUGUCUAUUACUACAAUUAGACACUCAUACACAAGAGAUUGGUGCAAUUAGCAAUGGCACCUCGUAGCUACAGAGUCUCGGCAACCCCGUUUGUGAUAUUUGCACAAUUGAUAACCGUAGCAGUGAUAACUCUAGUGCUUGUUUGGCUCCUUCAUUUUCAGAAAGGAUUUUCUUUCAAAUCCGAUGAGAGAUCAAAGCUUUUCAACCUACAUCCUUUCCUAAUGGUGAUAGGGCUUAUUGUAAUUGGAGGACAAGCUAUCAUGGCAUACAAGUCAAUCCCUGCGAAAAGAAAGACGCGUAAAGGGGUUCAUUUGGUUUUGCACCUGACGGCUUUUCUCUCUGGAAUUUUGGGAAUUUAUGUGAUUUUCAAAUAUAAAAAAGAGGAAGGAGCCCAGAAUUUUCUAACCUUGCAUUCCUGGCUGGGCAUUACCACCGUAUCUUUGUAUGGCUUGCAGUUUGUGUCAGGUUUCUUUGCCUAUUUCUUCCCGGGUGCAGAAUGGACAGCAAGAGCAACACUUCUUCCAUGGCAUAUAUUUGUUGGAAUGGUGAUCUUCUUCUUUGCAAUGGUAAAUGCUGAAAUAGGGUUGUCUGGGUUUUCUCAGACAGUCAGUUCCUUUUCUGAAAGAUACAUAGUGAACUUCACUGGGCUGUUGAUCCUUCUCUAUGCAAUCAGUGUUACCUUCGUAGUCAUCCUUCCUGGACCUUAUCAAUGAAGAACAUUGAGAUAUUGAUGACAUUCAUGCAGGACUAUAUAUACCAUACAUAUAUAAAAUAUUGUCAGAUAUAUGUUACCAUCCAUUAUUAAUUGAUUUGUAAAGGUAGCAGUUACAGUCAAUUGGGUUUCUUU
Molecule: messenger RNA, 1068 nt
Organism: Quercus lobata
Lineage: Eukaryota; Viridiplantae; Streptophyta; Magnoliopsida; Fagales; Fagaceae
Product: probable ascorbate-specific transmembrane electron transporter 1
Exons: 4
Coding region: 275-934 (219 amino acids)
Molecular function (GO): oxidoreductase activity
Source: RefSeq, a predicted model, not a curated record